This is a messenger RNA of Ophidiomyces ophidiicola, 1710 nucleotides long. RefSeq lists its product as uncharacterized. Lineage: Eukaryota; Fungi; Ascomycota; Eurotiomycetes; Onygenales; Onygenaceae. The coding region runs from base 1 to 1710 and encodes 569 amino acids. The transcript has 5 exons. The record is from RefSeq and is a predicted model, not a curated record.
AUGGCCACCCCUUGGAAUAUUCGUGGCUCAGGCUCUCAGUUGUUCUACCAGGACAAAAAGUCCGCCCAGUAUGCAGCCUUACUAGAAAUCUCCGCCCUCCCUCACCCUGAUCGGUCCAUCCUUGCCUUUUUUAUUAAUGAGUCUGUUGAUCCGGAGGAGGCUGGCCGUUACUUUUUACGAGUGACAUCGUCUGAGAAUAAAUUGGCCUCUACGAGCAAACUGCAGGAGUUUCUUUCUAAAUGGAAGAUUUUGACUGAGAAAUUUCGCCCAGUAGAAUCGAAUUCACUCUCUGAAGAAACUAAAUCCAUCAUUUAUAGUCGCGAUGGAGGGCGCUGUUGUGCGACCGACGUGAGUUUCACCUCCACCGCCGACAGGGAUGCAACAUUCGCCCAUGUUGUUUCUCCAUUUGUAUUUGAAGAUCAAGAGCUAUCGGAUGGCACUACUUUGUGUGAUAUGCUUGAGGUUUUCAUAGGCGAAACAUCUCUAAAGCAAUCCCGUUCACUUCUCUCACCUGUUUCUGCUGAUCUGCACUGCAACAUCUUUCUAUUACACAGAGAAGCCUUCAGUGAUUUCAAACAGGGUCAAAUUACCUUCAAACCUAGUUACAUGGAUGAGAACAAGGACCCUGCCCUGCAACAAGCUUACUUUAUUCACGAUAGAGUGCCUAACCCAAAACGCCCCAACCGACAUCACCUAAGUUCGACCAAGACGUUAGAGAAUAGAACACCCGAGAAGUCCUUAAUAAUAAGCAAGGAUUUACUUGACUUGAACAGGCGCUUUUCUCACCCAAUAGAAUGGAUUGGCAUAGGAAAAUUUAUAAACACAUCGUCUGAUGGUCCACGUAAAGCCCCGCCCUGCUUCGGCUCUACCUAUCUAGCUUCACUACUCCGCCCUAUUCGAACAUUAUGGACCUGUCUGCCCUGUUGUUUUCGUGCCUUUGUUUAUGAUAAGCUUGUAUUAAUUGGCCUGCGUUUAUACGGCCCGACUCUUUCUAUGACAGUCUACAGGUUGCCAUUCAACCUCUACUUGCGCAGGGGAUCCCCUAGGUUUGCAGAAAAAUUUGCAACGGAAGCGAAUACUCUGUCCAUGGUCAAGGAAUUUACCAGUAUUCCAGCACCUCAAGCUUUAGAUGUUUUGCAUACCUCCCAAUUUUCAUAUUUACUUAUGACUCGAGUCGCAGGCCGUCCUAUCGGCCCAAGCAUAUCAUUCAUGACUGACGAUCAAAUAAAGCAAGUUGUUUGCGAUUUAAAACAAUACGUAUCUGAGCUGAGGCAGAUACCAAAUCCAUAUAAGGAGUUCAAAAUAUGCAACUCAAAAGGGGGAGGAAUCCUAGAUUGGCGUAUACCUGACAGCCAGCGAGAGGAACUACGGUUCAAAACAGAAGCGGAUUUUAAUAAGUAUCUUACUGAUCCUUUCUGGGAUGACAUACGUCGUCAAGCUGCUAUAUCCCAUAAUAUUCAACACGACAUUGUUUUUACUCAUGGUGAUCUGAAUAUGCGAAACAUUCUUGCCGAGAAUGGCCGAGUGUCCGGUAUUAUUGAUUGGGAAAAUGCUGGAUGGUAUCCAGAAUAUUGGGAGUAUACCAAAGCACAUUACACUGUGCGUAGUGUCAUACACUGGCUUGCAGAUGUUGUUGACAGAGUUUUUGAAGGCUAUCGCGAUGAGCUGAUUGUGGAAAAUAUGUUAUCGGACCUACUUGGCCCUUUCUAA